Messenger RNA from Capra hircus (goat), 1555 nucleotides. It is a transcript of the gene SMIM3, whose product is annotated as small integral membrane protein 3. The coding region runs from base 254 to 436 and encodes 60 amino acids. The record is from RefSeq and is a predicted model, not a curated record. The transcript has 2 exons. NCBI's taxonomy places the organism in Eukaryota, Metazoa, Chordata, Mammalia, Artiodactyla, Bovidae.
UGCCGAGCUGCGCGUGCCGGCCACUCCUGCGCGCUCCCGCCUGCCCGCGGCUCCGAGCUACCCGGCAAGUUGACGGCCGAGGUCCGAGGGCCGGGGGUCGCAUCCCGCUGCUGGAGCCCGCCGUCCCCAGGACAUCUAGAGAAGCGUUCCAGCUGCCUCUGCCCCAGGAACUUUUCGCAGACCUGGCACGAUCUAGCAGCGGCGGUGGCCGCGGGUUUUCAAAGCAGCUGCGCGGAUCUCGGAGUGAAGCAGCAUGGAAGCCACCAGCCAGGUCCCCAUGGAAGUUGUGCUCCCCAAGCACAUCCUGGACAUCUGGGUCAUUGUCCUCAUCAUCCUGGCUACCAUUGUCAUCAUGACCUCCUUGUUGCUGUGUCCGGCCACCGCAGUCAUCAUCUAUCGCAUGCGAUCCCAUCCCAUCCUGAAUGGGCCUGUCUGAGAACCUCCCAGGAGGGGUGGGUGAGGGAUGAGGACAGCGUCCUGUCCCCCAGCAUCUUCCCCUUUCCCAGAAAAGCAGCAGAGGGAACUUUGCAGCAUGGACUUUGGAGCUCAACAUGUGAGGAGACCUGAGUUCUGGCUUUGAUUCUGCCACUGGCCAGCGGUGUGAGUUCGGUCCAGGGACCUAAUUCCAUGAGUUCCAGGUUCCUUAUCUUCCAAACAGGGAUCAUGCUCCCUGCCGUCCUACCUCAUGGGGUUGGGAGAACCCAUGACCUGGUGGAGGUUAAAGCUUGUUAGUGAGCAGAUUCACAGGUGUUAACUGUUGGAUGUUGAUCAGCUUUUGAGAAACCAUGGAUCCUUAUUACUGAUGGGAGCCUUCAAGGUGGUGAGGGAGACCCUGGGGCAGAGCAGCCUUGCCAGUGACCCUCAGGUGAAAUGAAGCAAAAGCACCCUGUCCUCGUUCCAAGAGACCAACAGCAUGUGGCUCAAUGUUUUCUUUGAGGUGCCACUCCCUCGAGUCUUCUAAUUUGGGAGGGAAUUAAGUGUGGCAGAGGGAGGGAGAUGGGUGGAUCUUCCCAGGACACCAGAAGCUCUGCCCCCGUGCAAUCUGGAGGGGGCUCCACCAUUUUUUGGCAAUGACGAGGGAUCUGGGGUGAUGAACUUCAUUUUGCAUUAGAUUUGCAAAGCUUUGACACUCAAGCAGUGUUGGCACAUGCAGAAUGGCUGAGUUCCCUGGCCAGCUUUCAGGAUCUCAGCCCCCAUCCCCUGUGAGGCCCUCUGCCCCAGCUCCUGCAUAACACAUACUCCCUUCAUUCCCUCCCACCAACACUACAACCAUUCAAGGUAUAGACUUAUAUUUCAAGAGAUGUUCCCAGGAAUUUGAAACUAACUCAAACAACACUGUUUAUUUUUAAUGCUAUGACUUAUAUUUAUAGGUAUAGAGAGAUUUCUGUACUACUCAAGCUUUUUGGCCAAAACCAGGAGCAUCUGGAGAUUGGUUGAAUUAUGUAAGAAGAUAGCACAGGUUAUCAGGAUAUUAUUUUGUGAAAAUGAUGCUUUUACUUUGAUCUGACUUCAUUGAUGUACACGAUUUCCAAUAAAGUGCUAGAAUGUAGAAUGA